AUGACGUGUUCUGAUAAGAAGUCCUGCGAGGGCUGUUGCAGCAAUGACGCACCCCAAUCACUAAACAUCGAGGACUGCCUAAGUGAGCUGCAGGCCCUGCGACGACGCAAUAAGGAGCUGGAGACUCGUAUCAAAGUCACAAGCGGGGCAGACAAUGCCCAAGUCACCGUCAAACAACCGGGACGAACACUUCGUUCGUCCGCAUGGUUCGAUUGCCGCAGCAACCCCGGUAUGACAGCGAUCUACAUGGAGCGGUAUUUCAAUUUCGGUAUCACCAAAGAAGAGCUAAUGUCCGGUAAGCCGAUGAUUGGGAUUGCUCAGACGGGUUCGGAUAUUGCACCUUGCAAUCGCCAUCAUAUAGAGCUCUCCAAGCGUGUUCGUGAGGGUAUUAGAACUGCUGGAGGGAUUCCAUUUGAGUUCCCCACACAUCCUAUCCAGGAGACAUCGAGGCGGCCCACUGCAACCCUUGAUCGCAAUCUGGCUUAUCUUGGCUUGGUGGAGAUCUUAACGGGGUAUUUCCUUGAUGGUGUUGUGCUACUUACCGGGUGUGAUAAGACAACUCCGGCCUGUUUGAUGGCUGCGGCUACGGUGAAUAUCCCGGCUAUCUGCAUGAACGUGGGACCUAUGCUCAACGGCUACUCCAAGGGAGCUUUGACCGGAGCAGGCACUGUACUGUGGCACGGGCGAGAGCUGUUCGCCACGGGUGACAUCGACGAACAUGAGUUUAUGGAUUACAUCGCCCGAGGAACUCCAUCAGUCGGUCAUUGCAAUACAAUGGGAACUGCCUCAACCAUGAAUGCCCUCGCGGAGUCCUUAGGAAUGGCACUCCCCGGCUCAGCCGCCAUCCCCGCUGCCUAUCGUCACAGAGCUCAAUGUGCCUACGAAACAGGCAAACGGAUUGUGGAGAUGGUAGAGGCCGACCGAAAGCCGUGUGAUCUCAUGACACGUGAGGCUUUUGAGAAUGCUAUCGUAGCGAACGCCGCAAUCGGCGGUAGCACGAAUGCUCCUAUCCACAUCAACGCUAUCGCGCAGCAUGCAGGCAUAGAGGUAUCCAUGGAUGAUUGGGAUACUCUUGGAUCUACCAUCCCGCUGCUGUUGAAUAUGCAGCCUUCAGGGGAGUAUCUCGGCGAAGAAUAUUAUCGCGCUGGAGGAUUGCCGGCUAUUAUGGCUGAGCUACUAGACCAGGGCAAGCUGAACGGCGAUGUGCUCACUUGCAAUGGCAAAACUCUCGCUGAGAAUGUCCGUGGGAAGCAUUCAUGGGAUCGGCGUGUCAUUAAACCAUACGAUGAUCCUUUGAUGAAAGAUGCUGGAUUUGUUCAUUUGAAGGGUAAUCUCUUCGACUCUGCAAUCAUGAAGACCUGUGUCAUUUCACCUGCAUUCCGGAAGCGAUACCUCUCCAACCCCGAUGACCCCGAGGCAUUUGAAGGAUCUGUUGUGGUGUUUGAUGGACCCGAAGACUACGAAGAUCGCCUGGAAAAUACACCACAUAUUGAUGAGAAAACUAUUCUGGUAAUGCGCGGUGUUGGUCCUAUCGGGUAUCCUGGAGCAGCGGAGGUCGUCAAUAUGCAUCCACCAGGCCGACUCUUGAAAGAGGGUAUUGAUGGACUUUUCUGCAUCGGGGAUGGUAGACAAUCGGGAACAUCUGGAUCACCUUCCAUUUUGAAUGCUAGCCCCGAGGCCGCGGCUGGAGGCAAUCUUGCUAUUUUGAAAGAUGGUGAUAGACUUCGCAUUGACUUGCGCAAAAGGCGGGUUGAUAUGCUCAUUACCGACGAUGAGAUUGAACAAAGAAGGAAGGCAUUGGGCGCCAAAGGAUAUCCCACUGCUCCGGCUAAUACUCCGUGGCAGGAGAUCUUCCGUCAGGAAACUGAUCAGCUGAGCAAUGGUAUGGUGCUACGAAAGGCAGUCAAAUAUCAGCGGCUAGCUCAAGAAGGCCAGCCACUGCGCCAUAAUCAUUGA
Messenger RNA from Penicillium digitatum Pd1, 1956 nucleotides. Its product is annotated as IlvD/Edd family dehydratase. Lineage: Eukaryota; Fungi; Ascomycota; Eurotiomycetes; Eurotiales; Aspergillaceae. The record is from RefSeq and is a predicted model, not a curated record. Gene Ontology annotation, molecular function: hydro-lyase activity.